This is a messenger RNA of Nematostella vectensis (starlet sea anemone), 1103 nucleotides long. Its product is annotated as eukaryotic translation initiation factor 3 subunit H. The transcript is spliced from 7 exons. Bases 87 to 1085 code for a protein of 332 amino acids. Lineage: Eukaryota; Metazoa; Cnidaria; Anthozoa; Actiniaria; Edwardsiidae. Gene Ontology annotation, cellular component: eukaryotic 43S preinitiation complex; cytoplasm; eukaryotic translation initiation factor 3 complex. Gene Ontology annotation, molecular function: translation initiation factor activity; metallopeptidase activity; protein binding. The record is from RefSeq and is a predicted model, not a curated record.
GUCUUCGAUGACAUCAUUGCCGAAGGGGUUUCGACCUCUCGCGAGAGAGUACCGAACACCAGCCGAGUCACAAGGCCCAAAUCAAAAUGGCGGAAGGACGGUCUAGCAAGAACAGCCCAUCGGGACAAAUCGACAUCGUACAAGUAGAUGGAUUGACUGUGUUAAAGAUAAUAAAGCACUGUGAAGAGGAGGGGUCUAGUGGGGACCUGGUGCAAGGUGUCUUGCUCGGCCUGAUCCAAGAUAACCGCUUGGAGAUCACAAAUUGCUUUCCUUUCCCAUCCAACAAGGCAGGGGACGAUGAGGAUGAUGAUGAUGUUAAUUACCAGAUGGAAGUGAUGCGCAGACUGAGGGCUGUCAACAUUGACCACCUUCACGUGGGAUGGUACCAGUCUACCUACUUGGGCUCAUACAUUAACAGGACGCUGCUGGACUCCCAGUACAGCUAUCAGAAGUCCAUCGAAGAGUCAGUUGUGCUCAUAUACGAUCCUCUACGUACAUCUCAAGGCAUGCUCACCCUCAAAGCUUUUAGGCUCUCUGAUGAGAUGAUGAAAUUAUAUAAAGAUGGUGAAUUUAGCGCUGAUAAGCUGUCUAAAGCAGGCAUAAGCUUCCAUUCGAUGUUCCAAGAGAUCCCUCUGGUCAUCAAGAACUCCAGCCUGAUGAACGUGCUCCUGUGUGAACUUGAUGAAAACACACCCACCCCCUCAGCAGACCAGUUCCUUACACUCUCAACUGGGUCGUACCUUGAGAAGAAUGUGCGGGUAUUGAUGGAGUCAGUGGACGAGUUAUGCCAAGACUCCAAUAAAUACCAUAAUUACCAGCGCAGUGUGAUACGACAGCAACAACAGAAAGAAAACUACUUACAGAGACGGCAACAAGAGAACCAAAGCCGUAUACAGCGGGGAGAAGAUCCUUUACCGGACGAGGACUUGAGCAAGAUGUUCAAGCCGCUACCAGUCCCCUCGCGGCUGGAUAAUCUGCUGCUCUCUGAACAAGUCAACACGUACUGCCAGCACGUUCAUCAAUUCUCGACACAGAGCUUUGGCAAGUUCUUCCUCGCGCAGGCUCUACAAGACAAAAAAGAAUAAAAUAUCUACUUCCGUCAA